Messenger RNA from Culicoides brevitarsis, 1158 nucleotides. Its product is annotated as aldo-keto reductase family 1 member C15-like. Gene Ontology annotation, cellular component: cytosol. NCBI's taxonomy places the organism in Eukaryota, Metazoa, Arthropoda, Insecta, Diptera, Ceratopogonidae. Bases 136 to 1086 code for a protein of 316 amino acids. The transcript is spliced from 3 exons. The record is from RefSeq and is a predicted model, not a curated record. Gene Ontology annotation, molecular function: aldose reductase (NADPH) activity.
UAUCACCUGUUGACUUACUACUACAAACGUAAUUUAUCAAGCGCGAACACUUCGUAAAGAGAAAAAAGUCAUUCUGAUUGUUUGUUUCAACUUUAUCAGACGUUUUUUCAACAAAAUUUUAAUUUUUUCACUAAAAUGUCUCCAAAAGUUCCUCUUGUAAAGCUCAAUAAUGGUCUUUUGAUGCCAGCUAUUGCUUUGGGAACAUGUCGAGCAAAAGAUUCUGAAUGUGAACAAGCUGUAAAAGAUGCAAUUGACGCUGGUUAUCGUCAUUUUGACACAGCUCACAUUUACAGCAAUGAAAUCCCGGUUGGUAAAGCAAUUCGUGAUAAAAUUGCCGAAGGAGUUGUUACUCGUGAAGAAAUUUUCAUUACCACGAAACUUUGGUGCACUUUUUUCAAUACCGAAGCUGUCGUUGCUGCUUGUGAACGUUCUCUUGAGAAAUUAGGACUUGGUUACAUCGAUUUGUACUUGAUGCAUACCCCAAUGUCCUUACCUUUGGAUGAAACUCAGGCAGCUUUUCCUAAAAACGCUGACGGAACAGCGGCAAUGCUUGAUUUGGAUUACUUGGAAACUUAUAAAAAGAUGCAAGAAUGUGUUGAUAAAGGUUUGGUCAAAAGUUUAGGGGUCAGUAACUUCAACAGUGAGCAACUAAAAAGAGUUUAUGAUAAUGCCCGGAUCAAACCUGUAUGCAAUCAAGUUGAAUGCUCACCAAAUAUCAAUCAGAAGAAGUUACUUGCCUUUUGUAAGUCUUUGGAUGUAGUUUUAACCGCAUAUUGUCCUCUUGGAUGUCACAAUUGGGAAAAGAAGACUCCUAAAUUCAUGUACGAUGAAAAAGUCGCCGAUAUUGGAAAGAAAUAUGGAAAAACUGUGGCUCAAGUUGCCCUUCGAUAUCUUAUCCAAUUAGGAGCUGUUCCUUUACCAAAAUCUUCUAACAAAACCCGAAUCAAUGAAAACUUGAACGUCUUUGACUUUGAACUGACUCCCGAGGAAAUGUCCUUUAUGGAUACUUUCAAUACUGGCGAACGAGUUUGUGGUUUUCGUGAUUAUGUAAAACAUAAAAAUUACCCUUUCCAUAUCGAAUAUUGAAAAAAUUGAAAAUAAAUUUGAAAUUUAAUAUCGAGGCACUCAUACUAAUGCAUUUUGUGUUAUGUAAUAAAG